AUGUAAAAAGAAGAAAUAUCAUUUAAAAUUCUUCAUUUUAACGACGUAUAUGAAAUAGAGGGUUUUAAUUAAGAACCAGUAGGUGGCUCUGCCCGUUUUGCAACUAUAUGUAAAAAAUUCAAAUAGGAAAAUCCAAAUAAAAGUCUUAUAAUAUUUUCCGGUGACUUAUUUUCUCCAUCUCCUCUUUCAAUUAUUUAUAAAGGUGAAUAAAUGAUUGAACCUAUAAAUGCUUGUUAAAUCGAUAUUGCUUGUGUUGGCAAUCAUGAUUUUGAUUAUAAUUUACAAUAAGUAGAAUAAUUGUUUAAAAAAUGUAAUUUCCCAUGGUUAUGCAGUAAUAUAUAUGAUACUAGGACUCAGAAUAUACUCGCAGAUAACCAAUUAUAUUCUAUAAUUGAUAUGUAAGGAAUUAAAGUAGGGUUUAUGGGUCUUGCAGAGGAAGAAUGGUUAAAUACAAUAACUGAAAUAGACAUUAGUAUACUAUAAUAUGAAGAUUUUGUAUCUUGUGGGAAAAAAAUGGCCCAUAUGUUGAAGAAAGAGUAAUAAUGUGACAUAGUAGUGGCUAUAACACACAUGAGAAUGCCUAAUGAUCGUAUAUUAGCAGCUUAAGUAGAUGAUAUAGACAUCAUUUUAGGUGGACAUGACCAUAUAGUAAUUUCAGAAAUAAUAAAUAAUUGCUUAAUAUAAAAAAGCGGUUCUGAUUUUAAAGAAUAUAGUAUAAUAGAUAUUACCUAUAAACCAAAAGAUAUUUAAAAUAAUAAUAUAUAAAAUACAUUUUAUCUGAAAUAAAAUAAACUAAAAUGCGUUAUAGAGACUUUUUAAGUCACAAAAAAAAUUGAAAAAGACGAUGAAGUUCAGAAAAUAGUUGAUUUCUAUAUAUAAUAAUAAGAAUAAUACAAUAACUAAAUAAUAGGACAUACAAAUGUAGAUUUAGAUACCAGAUUUAAAUAAAUAAGGACUCAGGAGACUAAUUUUGGUAAUUUCUAUGUAGAUGUAUUAAGAAAUGAAGUUUAAUCUGAUGUCUGUAUCAUUAAUUCAGGGACUAUUAGAUCAGAUUGUAUUUAUCCGAAAGGAGACAUUACUUUUUCGAUGAUUUAAAAAGCUUUACCCUUUCCAGACUUGAUUGUAGUGGUUAAAUGUAGCGGUUUAAAACUAAUUUAGGCUUUAGAAAAUGGAGUUUCUAAAUGGCCUAGUUUCGAAGGAAGGUUCCCUUUAGUUUCAGGAAUUAAAUUUGAGUUUGAUGGGUAAAAAUAGCCUUUUUAGAGGGUUGAUUUAGAUAGUAUUUUUAUUGGAAAAGAGAAAAUUUAAGUUGAUAAAAUUUAUAGUUUAGCAAUUAAAUGGUUCAUGUAUUUAGGAAAAGAUGGGUAUGAUAUGUUUUAGGAUUGUAAUUUUAUUAUUGAUUAUAUGAAUGCACUUCCUCAUUUAUAAAUUAUGAUUGGGCUUUUUAAAAGUCUAGAAGAAAAAAGCAAGACUACUAAUAUUUCGAGUUUUACUGAAUUUUCUUAACUAAAUUUUAAUGAAAAUCGGAAAUAUAAUAGAUUAAUGAGAUUAGUUAAGGAAAUUAAAAAUUUUGAAGAUAAUAAAUAUAUUUCGAUACAUCCGGUUGUUGAAGGAAGAAUUUUGAUGGUAAAUAAAAAUAAUUGA
Ichthyophthirius multifiliis is the source of this 1641-nucleotide messenger RNA. RefSeq names its product ser thr protein phosphatase family protein, putative. The record is from RefSeq and is a predicted model, not a curated record. The transcript has 2 exons. Lineage: Eukaryota; Ciliophora; Oligohymenophorea; Hymenostomatida. Gene Ontology annotation, molecular function: hydrolase activity. Gene Ontology annotation, biological process: nucleotide catabolic process.